AUGCAAUCUCAUCAAACCCUACAAUACCUUGACACCACAGCAAACACCACCCUUCGCGCCGUAAAUUCCACCUCUGGUAACGAUCCCGUGUACGACGUCCAGCAAUCUGAGGUCGAAAAACUGCAGCAACAAGCCAUCGAGAUAUGGACGGAGAACCAUAGGAUCGCGCAAGAAAUGGGGAGUCCGAGUAGUUUGCAGAAGGGGCUAGCUAAUAGGGCAAUCAAGCAGAAUAUGAAGAAGGUGCAGCUGAUGAGGUUGGUGGCGGGGAAGAAUGAUACGGAGGUUCUUAAAGGGUUGUUGAAGGGAACGGAGGAUGGCAUAAAGCUGAAUGAAGAGGCGCUGAAGGUGACGAAGAGCGGGACGGGGUACAAGAAAUAG
Messenger RNA from Didymosphaeria variabile, 378 nucleotides. RefSeq lists its product as uncharacterized. Bases 1 to 378 code for a protein of 125 amino acids. NCBI's taxonomy places the organism in Eukaryota, Fungi, Ascomycota, Dothideomycetes, Pleosporales, Didymosphaeriaceae. The transcript has 2 exons. The record is from RefSeq and is a predicted model, not a curated record.